Molecule: messenger RNA, 1462 nt
Organism: Eremomyces bilateralis CBS 781.70
Lineage: Eukaryota; Fungi; Ascomycota; Dothideomycetes; Eremomycetales; Eremomycetaceae
Product: NAD(P)-binding protein
Exons: 2
Coding region: 320-1252 (310 amino acids)
Source: RefSeq, a predicted model, not a curated record
GCUUCAACUACAGCUUCAACGACAGAGCUAUUCGACUUUGUAUGAGCAAGUUGCAGCCAAGUCGGUGAAAUUUUAACAUGCUGCUUGGUAAUAGCUUGCAGAGUCGUUUGGUAGAGCUAGACAAAAAUGGUAGGAUUAUCUCUUGCUUGAGUUGCUUAAGACAUGUAUAAAAAGGAGGUCAACGUUCGAUGCAGUCAGUCAGAUUCUUUAGAACCAGUUUCACCUUCCAGUCUUUUCGUAUAUCUAUCCCCCGUGCUUUCGAAAUCUUGAAGUAAGCAUCAAAUUCUUUCUACCACAGUCACGUUCAGCAUCAAACGAGAUGGUUCACGUGGCCCUUGCUGGAGCGACGCGCAAUUUCGGCCUCACACUCGUGAAGACCAUCGUCGAGACUGGAAAGCAUGAAGUCACCGUCAUCUCCCGGACACCACAGCCAGAGAUUUCCGCACUGGGCGUCCACGUCCACGCAGUCAACUACGACGACCAUGAAGCUCUCGUGAAGGCUCUGACCGGUGUCCAUACCGUUAUCAGCACCAUCGCCGCCUCCGGCGACGUCUUCCGCACCUCCCAACUCGCCCUCCUCGCCGCCGCCCAAGCCGCCCACGUUACCCGCUUCGCCCCCUCGGAGUUCGCCAUCUCCCAAUACGAAGGCUUCGACCUCUACGCGCCGAAGAUCCCCGUCUGGGAUGCUGUGAAAGCCUCCGGGCUGGAGUAUACGCGGUUCACGUGCGGGAUUUUCAUGAACGCCUUCGCGACGGGGACUCCGAAGGGGGAGGAAGUCGCGCUGGCGGGCUUGCGGGCGUGGAAUUUCGUGGUGAAUGUGCGGGCGGGGACAGCGGAUAUGCCGGGGCGGGGGGAGGAAAGGGUGACGUUUACGGAGAUUGGAGAUGUGUGUCGGUUUGUGGCGGGGGCGUUGGAGUUGGAGGGGUGGGAGGAGGAAAUGGGGAUGGUGGGGGAGACGACGACGUGGGGGGAGGUGGUGGGGAAGAUUGAGAAGGUGACGGGGCGGAAGGUGUUGGUGAAGAGGAAUUCGAUUGGGGAGAUGACGAAAUUGGCGGAGGAGCCGGCGGUGAGGUUCUAUAAUCAGGUGCGCAUUGGGAUUGCCGAGGGGAAGUUCGAGGUGGAGCCAACGCUUAAUAGGCUGGUUGACAGUGUUAGCCCGGUGUCGAUUGAAGAAUUUCUUGAGAAAUGGUGGAGUGGAGUUGAAUUGGGAGAGGCGAAAUGGGGGGAAGACAAGAUAUUCGCCUUGGUGUAGACGAAGGAGCCGUCCCAGCCAAGCUCGGAAUUGCCUAAGUCCUCUGUGGAAAAGUCAUUCCUCGAAUGGGUUCGACAUUUUGAUACACUUCCUCUUGACAUUUUCAAUCCUGUUACGUUCCACGUUCUCUAUUUCCUCCAAGUUAACAAAUAGCCAUACCCUAGCCAAAUGUCCACCCAUUUCUACACAACACAUUUCUUAGCUGCAUAC